Lactuca saligna is the source of this 1260-nucleotide messenger RNA. Lineage: Eukaryota; Viridiplantae; Streptophyta; Magnoliopsida; Asterales; Asteraceae. The record is from the annotation of a GenBank genome assembly.
AUGGCUGGUCCAUCUAAUGCAAAAGGAUCAACUUACAUUCAAGUAGAUGUUCAUUACGAUGGAAUGUUUUCCCCCAUUCCUCAUCUUAUAUACUACUUGAAUCAAAAAACGUCAAUUACAGAUGUCGAUUUUGGUGGAUUAAAUUUCAAGGAGUUCAUUCAUGUUCUUGAGGAUGUCACAAAGGGGAAGUGUCCUGUUGUCUACUACUGUCUUGGGCAUAAGUCAAUGCGUGAUGGGUUGACACCACUGAAAAACGAUGAUGACUAUAGGAGGUUUCUUGAUGUUGCACAUGGUAACGAGGGAAAGAUUAAUGUAUAUAUUGAUCACUACAACGAUUCGGUGCUUGACUGGAUAGAGGAAGAAAAGGAAGAAAAAAGUGUUGAUAGUGAAAGCUCUGAUGAAGAUAAAGACUCGGUCAUGUCUGAUGCUCUAUCUGUUGAUCAUGAACCCGAUGAAGAGGUAAUACCAUUGACUAAAUCUGAUGAUCCCUUUCUUAACUAUAUUAGUGUUGUCCCUAGAGAUGAGUUUGUUGAUGAGGAUGAUGAUUCAGAUAAUGGAACCAAAGAAGCCCCAAUUUACCCUUUUCAUGACUCAACUCAGAAAUGGGAUACAAUGCAACCCAUCCUUGGUAUGAGGUUUUGUAACCCUCAAGAACUUAAACAGCUUGUCUCAAACUAUGCAGUAGCAAACGGUUUUAACCUUUGAAAGAAAAUAGUGGACAAGAGGAAACAUCUAAGGUAUUGGUAUGUAAUUCCCAGUGGAGUGCAACAAUUUGAGGUGAGCAUCUGUAGAGAACCAGGACACAACAAAAUAACAUGUCCAUUGUCCAAAGAAGGACCAAGUACUAAAGCCAAAAAGAAGAAGGGUAAACAUGUUCCUGAUGUUGAGGAUGAGUCUGAAUUUGAGAUUGAAGAGAUGGAUGAAGUUGAAAAUGAGUAUGAAUCUGAGUCUGAAUCUGAGAUUGAAGAGCUGGCUGAAGAUGGUGAUGAACCUGAUCAGGGACAAGUUGAUGAACAAGUUGUUGAAGUUGCUGUUGAACCUGCUGUUGAAGCUGUUGUUGAACCUGAUCAGGAACAAGUUCAUGGACCUGUUGUUGAGGAACCUGCUGCACAACCCGUUGUUGAAGUUGAACAAAGAGCACAACCAUUGAAGAGGAAAAGGAAAUACUCAGAGAGGAUCACUGAAGUGGCAUUAAGGAGGGUGGUCAUCACCAAGGAUGGAUGUGGUUUAAGUGUGAAUAAACCUGUUACACUGGAAUGA